GGGAGGUAGAAGGCUGGCCCUCAGGAGGAAGGCCGGUUCUUUGACCAGGUUCUCUGUGGGGAAGUCAGGCCUAGAGAGCAAAGCCCAGAGCUUGAGCACAUAGUGAGCAAAGGAAGGGGCCGAGGUCUUCCACCCGGCUCUGGGUGUGGUAGGUGAGGUCCAAGCUUGUGGCUCCAGGUAUUCCAGCUGUUUCUGCUGAGGGUUUGGAUACAGAGCCUCCCUCCCUUAAUUCUUAGUCUGGUCAACCAAAGCUCACAAUCCCGCACAGCUUUCUUGGAUGGGACACUACUAUAGAAUAUAAAACUUUCUUUAGUAAGGCUUGUGCUCCUUGUGAGGUAUCCUGAAACUUCUCUUUCCUCAAAGUCUGGUCAAUGAACAAGUUAUUUAAAUACCAAACAGUUUCUCUGGUGUGAGAAACAAAGUGUAAAUAAGGACUAAAAGCCAAAGAAAAAAGAAAAAUUACUGAAGCCUCAAGUGAUGAUCUACAGCCAGGGAGUGACCUGGUUUAUGAUAAUAGCUUUGCGCAGAAACCUGACAGUGGAUUUAUUCAUGUAGCAGAAAAUUCCUUGAAGGUAAAGAAAGGAAACAGGAGAUCUGCAGAGAAGAGUGACAAAAACAGUAUUCCUAAGCUCUUAAAAACAGAAGAAAAUUUAAUGGGAAUAAAUAAAUUACUGCUUGAAAAAAGUGAUGUAUACCAAAGUAAAAGGAAUGGCUCUCUAAGCGAAAACAAUAAAUAUUCAGUGGAGGAGGGCAAUGUUGGGAGAAAGCCCAGAAAAAAGAUGAAGUUGUCUGAAAAGAAAGAAACAGUUAUCGAGACAAAUUUCUCUACCAGGUGGAAUGAGUCUGAGUUGGUAUUGAAAGAAAACCAAAUAGGUAUGGAGGGGAAAGAAGCAGAGACUUCAGAGGCUAAAAAAAAUCCUUUAAAAGUUUUGAGAAAGGAAAAACACAAUACAUUCUCUCCAAUGGAUCAUUUAUCGAGUCUCCCAGAAACAGAAGAAAAACCAAGUGCCAGAUGUCAUGUAAAUGGUAUGUUUCCAAAAACCUUUGAACCGCUCUUGAAAGAAACAAAGAAUGCUUCAGAGUCCUUAACAUGUAAAAGUACUACAGAGCCAGAAAAGUAUUUUAAAACAGUGACAAGCUCUAUUAUAGUGGAAUCACCUAGUGAUAGCCAUCAUCUUGAAAAGAGAUCUUCACAGGAAGAUUUGAGAAAAGCUGAAGAAUUAAAGCUAAACUGUCGCAGAACAAUACCAGUGACUGGCAAAAGAAUUUGGCCUGUAUAUUCAUGUGCUAGAAUAUCUGCCUAUUGUUGGAAAAAGGCUACUGUGCCAAACUCAAAUUACUCACUUCCUGGAUCUCCGGAAAAUUUUAGGCAAGAUGAUUUUCUUAAACAUCAAACAAACCAGACUCACUUAUCUGACUUCAAAUUGUUACAAAGUUCCUUAACAGAAAAAAACAUUGAAUGCUCAAAUAAAGAAAAAUUGGAUUCUAAUUUAGAUCAUUUGUCUUCAUUUUCUGCAGUAGAACCUAUAAUGAUGGCUAUAAAGGAACCUAUAAUCGAUGAUAACAAGAUAAAGUCAGAGGAACUUAGCAGAAGCGGGUCAAAGGUAGUCUCUAAUAGUAUUGAAGAUACUCAGGUAUCUAAUGUGACUCAAAGUUUACCAGGAAGUAAAAGAAGAGAGAGAGGAAAUUUAACAAAACCUAAUUUGACAGUGGCUUCCCAGGAUGACCAAGAAGCAAAUACCUCUACAAACAAAACUAUUGAUCGAAAAGCCUUCAUUGCUAAGCAAACACUUGUAGUUCCAGACUUGGUUAAAAUAUUGAACACAGGACGGUUGACUAAUUUUAAAAUUCCUUUACUUAAAGAUAAGAUAGAAAAAAACCUAAAUGCCAAGUCAUCAGAGAGAGAAGCUUACAGUCCACUAGAACUCCUUGACAGUUUAUCUGAAGCAGAGGUAAGACAGAAUAGGAACAAAGAAUAUGCUUCUGCAGCAACUUCAAGACUUCAGUCUUUCAGCAUACAAAAUAGUGUAACUACAGGGCAAGCUCAUUCUAACUCACUCUUCAAUAAAAAUCCCUGUAGUAUUUCUCCAAAUUUUACAAAGCAAGGUGAUGACAAACCAUUUGAUCACAUCUCUGAACCAAAUAUUGUUUCUAAUAAAGAACCUGUUUCUCUCACAGUUGGAAAUAAUGCUUUGUCUUAUAAUCCUGGUUGUAUAGAGAAAAGACCCUUCUGCUCUAAAGAACAAACAUUUGAGCCAAUUUUCUCUGAAGGGAGUGAUACAAAAAUGACUAAGAGUAUUUCUGAAAUCAAAGUGGAGUUUCCAGAUAUUCUUAAAGCAUAUGAAGAUGAUGUCCUUUUAAUUGAUGUAAUCCAAGAUGACCCUGACCUCUUUGGAGUCUCCAGUGAAGGCGAGAUCUCAUUUGUUUCAGAGGUCCCCGAAAGAGCCCAGGAGCCCAGUGUUACUGCAGAGCGGCAGUCAACUGACCCCAAACACGUGGGAGCUCCAGAAAAAGAACCAAGUGAUUUAAGAGAAUGUCCUGUACUGGAGCCCAGAUUGAUGCAGUCAGAGGUCUGCACCUCCUUGCCAGCAGCAAAUGAGGUAAAACAUGAUUCCAAAGGUACAAACAUUUCCUUAGAAGUUACUAAUGAGACCUCUGAAAAUGAAAAACUUGGAAACCUCAGUGAACAAGUGACAGAUUCAGGCUCUGAUGAAAAGUGUAGAAUUUCAAACAAGAUGACUGUUAAAGAAGACAAAGAAAAUAUUUAUGAAGUUUGCAAAAGCAAAGAUUCUAGCAACGCAGAGACUCUGGCUGGUGAAUGUCAGUUAGCAGCACUGAGCCCCAGACCCCUGUGCUUAUCACCUCCCCCUUUGAACCUAAGUGGUCAUCAGGAAGACACAGUACCAAGGCCCUGGAUGAAUGAUGUCAGAUUUCCCGGAAAACCUUCUGUCCUAAAGCUGCAGAAUCCUGAAACUUGUGAAAUAUUUAAAAAGGAAAAAAAUAUAGGGAUGUUCCAGAAGCCGCUGGGGCUGAUGAUCCCGCACAGAUACUGCAAGUUUCAUUUUAACACCUUCCGAGGCUGUGAGCGAUCACCAUGCAAGUUUGCUCACGUGCCUGAGCAAGGGGAUGAGAAGGUUUGCAUGGAUGUAUUUAAGAAAUAUAUAAGUAUCAAUGAACUGUGUUUGCUACAGCGUGCAGUAAACAUAUUUAUGGAGUACUAUAGAAAGUUUCCUCCCGGGAUACAUUUUGAUUUACAAGUACUCAAUGAGCUCCUGCUUUCUCUACUGAAGUACUGUUUAUUGAAAGAAGUAUUUCAGGUAGUGAACCUCACCAUAAUGAUUAAAAUGCUGCCUGCUCUAAAAAUAUUACUGAAAAUAUUUGAGCACGUGGCAACUAUGAAAUUAAGGAAUGCUGUGCCUCCUUUAAUUGAUAUCUUUUGUAAGCUUGUUGAAGCCGGGAUGAUGCUUGACCCAGAACACUUUAACUAUAUUGUUAAGCUUUUAUGCCAACUGCAGGCUUCCAAACAAGAAAUAGCUGCAAUUUUGGAAAUCAAAACCAGGUUACAGGUGGGGCAGUUCACAAAGAACUGGAAGCAUGAUUUAGAUUCAGCCUUGAAUGAAGUAGAGAAUUGUAAAGAAAAAGGUGACUGGACCAAAUUGGGAAAUUUAUACAUUAAUGUUAAAAUGGCCUGUGAAAAGUUUGCAGAUUUCCAAAUAUUUUGCGCUUGUAUUGCUGAAACACUCACAAAAGACUAUAAAGAAGAAAACCCAGCUGUUCCUUUCUGUGAAUUUGCUGAGACAGUUAACGAAGAUCCACAGAAUAGUGAAGUAGAUAAAACUUUGCUGGGAAGAAUCGGAAUCAGUGCUAUAUACUUCUAUCACAAGCUGUUGCAGUGGUCCAAGGGAAGGAAGGUCUUGGAUAAGCUGUAUGAGUUAAAAAUACAUUUUACAAGUUUAAAAGGACUCACAGGGCCUGCAAAAUUAGCACCAAGAUGUCAAAUUGUGAACGUCGCAGCAGAAAUUUUUCUAAAAAGUGGAAGCCUAGAUGGUGCCAUUUGGGUAUUGAGGGAAUCAGAAUGGAUAAUCAGUACGCCACUUUGGCCUUGUGAUAGACUGGAUGUGCUUAAUCGACAUAAUUUGCUCUGUACAAUUGCACAUGAAAUCUUACCCAAGAGCCUUUACAGACAGACAUUUGAAGUUUUACAGAACCUACCAGGUUUUCAAAAUUCUCAAGAAACUGUGGAGGUCUCACAGCAUAGCUUGCUUUUUAAUAAGCUCUUAGAUGCCUGCAUAGAAAGCAACAGUCUUGGCAUGUCAUCCUCGGUGGCUGAAUUCAUGGUUUCCAGGAAGAUCCCUAUUGAUUUUUCCUUUCUGAGAAGAUUAAUAACUUCUUUAGGAAGGAGUUGCUUAUGGCUCAAAGCCAGAACCCACUACAAAAGUGCUCUUUCUCUGGGUUGCUACCCACCAUUGGAGGGAAACUUAUACCGAAAACUUCUACUUGUUCCUUGUUAUUUAUCUGAGAUUGAAAUGCUUUUAGCUAUUGAAAUCUUCUUGGUAUCUAAUGCUAGUAGUAUUCAGAGUCCGGGAAAUUCUACACAGGUGCUUCAGAUAGUUCUGAAAAGAUGUGAAGAAAACAAAUCUCGGAGCGAGGAUGAUUAUCAAGCUGCAGUCGAAAGGUUGAUUUUGGCUGCUCGCAUAUCGGACCCAAAGCUGUUCAUUAAGCACGUGACUGUCAACGUUAAUAAGGAGCAGGUUUACAGCUUGGAACACUGUUCUGCCCUGAAGUGGCUGAAAGAGAAUAUGAAGUGGGCCGGAAAGGUUUGGCUUUUCAGUAACCAUUAGUUAAUAAAGGCUUUUUUUUAAGUUCAAAUAAUCAUUGUUGACAGUAAAAGACAAUA
Heterocephalus glaber (naked mole-rat) is the source of this 4897-nucleotide messenger RNA. RefSeq names its product testis and ovary specific TOPAZ 1 (gene Topaz1). The record is from RefSeq and is a predicted model, not a curated record. NCBI's taxonomy places the organism in Eukaryota, Metazoa, Chordata, Mammalia, Rodentia, Bathyergidae. Gene Ontology annotation, biological process: spermatocyte division.